Molecule: messenger RNA, 823 nt
Organism: Mya arenaria
Lineage: Eukaryota; Metazoa; Mollusca; Bivalvia; Myida; Myidae
Product: natterin-4-like
Exons: 2
Coding region: 156-590 (144 amino acids)
Source: RefSeq, a predicted model, not a curated record
UCACAACCACACGAUCUCUAUCCAUAAUCUAUUUUUUUUUCUUGCGGCCUUAGUCGCUGAACGAGUAAUAUAAACGCGGGACGCUCUGGCCAGUUAUCAAAAAGGAAUCAGUAUCUUCAGUGAAUUUAUAUGAUAUUGAAUAUUUUGCUUUAAGCAUGGCCGUUUGGAAAUCUUGUUCUGGCGGAAGUAUCCCGCCAUCCGCAGUGAGAGCCGGAUACGAGGAGGAUGGACGCCCGCUUUUUGUCGCCCGUGCGAAAAUGGAGGAUGGCACAAUGACGCCUGGCAAGGCCGGCUGCCAUCUACCGGGCGCGCAUAUCCCGUGGGGCGGCAAGGAGAUCAUCGUGCAGAACUACCAAAUCCUCGUUCAACCCGUGAACGCCAUUGGUCAUUACGAAUGGAAACCUUGCUCCGGCGGCCAUGUUCCUCAAAAUGCCCUGUCGACGGACAAAGGAAUGUACGUGGCCCGCUGCCAUCAAGAAGGUGGUUUGGUUCCAUGCAAAGUACACGUUGAUCACGGCUGCGCGUACAUUCCAUACGGAGGCGGGGAGCGGAGCUCCAGCGAUUACGAAGUCUUCUACCGCGUCAAAUAGUUUGUCAGACGAAGGCUCUGUUCGCUUGUAUACAGAAACGUGUGGUGUAUUGAUAGUUAUAAAAUUAAAACCUAUUGUCAUACAAUUGUAAUAAUGUGAGGAAUCAAACCAGACACAAUACGAUAAGUAGACGCUAUGAAUGGAUAAGCGUGUUUAUUUUCAGACUUCUGAUAUACAAUGAAUACUAAUAUUAGUUCAUACAGGCAAGUAAACUUAUGUUAAAAUAAAGCUGU